Peronospora matthiolae is the source of this 948-nucleotide messenger RNA. The record is from the annotation of a GenBank genome assembly. Lineage: Eukaryota; Oomycota; Peronosporomycetes; Peronosporales; Peronosporaceae.
AUGUCCGGCUCACUGAUGCCUAAGGCACAACUUUCGAACAACCCAAAUCCGUUCGCUAAACGUGGAGGUGCGAGAGCGCCACCAGCGCAGCAUGCAGCAUCUGGGUCUGAUGAGACUACCAUCACGAACCCGCUCGAUGAGCAACAACAACUGCUUGUCCAAAGAGAAGAAAACGCUCAGCGUUUUGUACAAAUGGCUGCAACCCUUGAACGCCAGCGUAACUAUGUGUUCACCCCGCCCAGUGUGGAGGAACGUCUACGUCAAGCGGCCGGCCAAACAUUGGCAAUGUGGGUCAUUGGCCAUGGGCCUAAGACUCCUGAGGAGGUAAUGAGCUGCCAGGCAAUUCGUGAGAGGUGCCUGGCACGCCUUGACAUGCAAGCACGUGGUGCACAGGUUCCACCGAUUAAGGGUAUACCCUUUCUCCUGCUCGCAGGCGAAACACCUCAGCAACAUUUUGCUCUAAGGGCUAGUGCCCAUGCGGCGGAUGUGCGUCUCGAACGCAAGAUUCGGUAUGAUUAUGCCAAGCUUAAGGCCAGCGGCCAAUUGCGCAAGCGCACGCGCUAUGCUUCGGCUACUAAGGUAGCCGCGAGUGCUGGUCAGUCUGUGGUCAACAACCCGCCGACCCGCACCACUAGUGGUGGGGAACGGCCUCGGUCUCGAGAUGACCAUGGCCACGAUGCCCAAAAGCAUCCAAAGCAUAUGGGCAGUCUAGCCAAAGGGGUACCUCAAAUUCCCAUGAGUUUUCAGACUCAGGGUACCCACGCCACUUUACCAGAUACUGGUAUUGGCCCUGACGACGACGUCGUUUCAGUAGUCUCUCGACAUGAAAUUGACGACGCCCAUGCUCAUCGAGCAAAGUCGGUGGCGGCCGGUGUACCGGUGGAUACCCACGAGAAAUUGGCUCUCGAAGUGAAGGGUCUUCAAGAGGCCUUGGGUAAGUCCCAGUGA